Molecule: messenger RNA, 1451 nt
Organism: Vigna radiata var. radiata (mung bean)
Lineage: Eukaryota; Viridiplantae; Streptophyta; Magnoliopsida; Fabales; Fabaceae
Product: probable isoaspartyl peptidase/L-asparaginase 2
Exons: 4
Coding region: 311-1291 (326 amino acids)
Molecular function (GO): hydrolase activity
Source: RefSeq, a predicted model, not a curated record
ACACCUAAGUCUGACUCAUUCUGCAAAAACUGGGGAAAGGGCAAUUUCGGAAUACACACUCAGCCUUUUCUUUCCUUCCUUCGUAGUUGAUAAGGAAUCUGAAUUGUCCAAGUCAGGGACAACAAGUCUCAUGCAUCCGAAACGACCGCGUACCACUUCCCCUCCCUCAACCCUAACCCAGAUUUAACUACACCAGAUAAUAACUUUCAAGUCCGAAUUUCCCUAUAAAACCACCAACCAACUUCUUCCCACUCCACACACAACACAAACGAUAAAAAACUGCAUACAUAGAAUAAAGAGAAAUAAUAUCAUGGGGGGCUGGGCAUUAGCGGUGCAUGGUGGCGCAGGUGUGGAUCCUAAUCUCCCACCGCACCGUCAGGAGCAAGCCAAACAACUCCUUACUCGCUGUCUUAAUCUUGGCAUCUCUGCCCUUCGUUCCAAUGCUUCCGCCAUCGACGUUGUCGAACUUGUCGUACGGGAACUGGAAACGGAUCCCCUGUUUAACUCGGGUCGAGGAUCCGCCCUGACAGAAAAGGGAACAGUGGAAAUGGAGGCAAGUAUCAUGGAUGGUUCCAAGAGACGAUGCGGCGCCGUUUCGGGCCUCACCACCGUCAAAAACCCCAUCUCACUCGCUCGCCUUGUCAUGGACAAGUCUCCACAUUCCUACCUCGCCUUUAAUGGCGCUGAAGAAUUCGCCAGACAACAGGGUGUGGAGGUAGUGGAGAACGAAUACUUCAUUACUCCUGAAAAUGUCGGAAUGCUGAAACUGGCAAAGGAGGCAAACACAAUCCUGUUUGAUUAUCGGAUUCCAACGGCUGGAUACGAUAGUUGCGGUGUGGGGGCCGAGAGUCCGUUGCAGAUGAAUGGACUGCCAAUAAGCGUGUACGCGCCGGAGACGGUGGGGUGUGUGGUGGUGGACAAGGAAGGGAGGUGUGCGGCUGCGACGUCGACAGGGGGCUUGAUGAACAAGAAGAGUGGAAGAAUCGGUGACUCGCCUCUGAUAGGUGCAGGGACUUACGCUUGUGGAGUGUGUGGGGUUUCGUGCACUGGGGAAGGUGAGGCUAUCAUACGAGGCACGCUGGCGCGUGAGGUGGCAGCAGUGAUGGAAUACAAAGGACUGUCACUGCAGCAGGCUGUGGACUUUGUGAUCAAGCACCGCCUGGACGAAGGGAAAGCAGGGCUGAUCGCCGUCUCAAAUACCGGUGACGUCGCUUAUGGCUUCAACUGUAACGCCAUGUUCAGGGGCUGCGCCACCGAGGACGGAUUCAUGGAGGUCGGAAUCUGGGACUAGAAAAUAUUAAAAGAAAUAAAUCGUUUUUGUUUUCUUCAUUUUGGUUCUGCAGUUUUUAUUUAUUUUUUCUUUUGGUAGAAAUUAGAAUUAGCGCUUUUGAAUUUCCUUUGGGUGUGACAGAUGCCAUGUUUCCAUAAGUACGUGAUUCAUGUUUUGUUCA